Messenger RNA from Salpingoeca rosetta, 1917 nucleotides. RefSeq lists its product as uncharacterized. Lineage: Eukaryota; Choanoflagellata; Craspedida; Salpingoecidae. Gene Ontology annotation, cellular component: SCF ubiquitin ligase complex. The transcript has 5 exons. Gene Ontology annotation, molecular function: protein binding. The coding region runs from base 427 to 1689 and encodes 420 amino acids. The record is from RefSeq and is a predicted model, not a curated record. Gene Ontology annotation, biological process: SCF-dependent proteasomal ubiquitin-dependent protein catabolic process; protein polyubiquitination.
AAAGCAACAAGAGAACAGAAGAAAAGUGCCAACGCUGCACUGCGAGUCCUUGCCGUCUCUGCCAGCAUGGCACAAACAACAACAACAACACAGCCAAUCAUGCAACGUGGACGCCACUGCUGCUGCUGCUGCUGCUGCUGCUGCUGCUGCUGUGUUGUGUGGUGUGAAAUGUGAAAUGUGACACAAACACAUGCACACGCACACGCACACGCACACGCACACACACGCGCACACGCACCCCGCUUGCAUCGAUUGCACUCAAGCCGCAAAACCGCUGGACUGGCAACCUCCAUCCAUCAAUCCAUCAAGGCGCACCACUACAACACGCUGUAGCGGCCUUACAGUGCAGCAUUGCAUCACACACACACACACACACACACACACACACACACACACACACACACACACACACACACACACACACACAUGUCCACUGACUCGGUUCGCGCGUGGCUGCAGCAGUCGCCCUUGUACCGCGCCGAUCGGUUCAUGCGCAUGCAACUCACGGCCUCUGGCGGGUUUGCUGCGCACAUUGCGGACCCGAGCGGGUUCAAUGCCUGGCGCUCUGACGACUUUACCUUCGACACGCUGCCGCGCGAGCUGCGCAUCCUCAUCCUCAGCUUUCUUCCGCCAGAGGACCUGUUUCGCCUCGCAGCCGUCAACCGCAACUGGUAUGACAUUACCAACGACCCCAUCCUGUGGCGGCACGUGCUGAUGCAGGAGAUGCCACUGUGGCCCACUGUGACGUCGGCCACGUUUCCAAACCACCACGCGCUGUUCAAGGACCCAAAGGCGACGUAUCGCCGCUGCUCCCCGCUGAUGGGCGAGCACCGCGCCGAGCUGUCGCUGCUGCCUGCGUCGUCCCCGCCGCCCGUGGUGCGCCACCUGUUUGCCCGCCACCGCCGCUUCCGCGUCGCCGUCUUUGGCGCGGGCCUCGAGCACAUUGCACACGGCCUGGUCACCGAGAUUCUCUGGGGCGAAGACAGCCCCUUCCAGGUCCUCGGCAUGUCCCCAGGCACAGAUGGUGUGGGCGGGGGCGUGUCGCUCAGGGUGGAUGCGCACACGGCGUUUGACAUGAUCACGCUGUACCAGAAGACGGCUGCGGAGCGCGCGCGCCAAUCAGACGAGGACACGGGGCGGCUGCAGAAUGGGCGGGGGGAGCUGCGUGAGAGCGAGCGGCGGGUGUGCGAGCACGUGGACGCGUUUGUGAUGGUGGUUGACGCUGCGCGGCUGGGCGACGCGGCAAGCGCAGCGCAUGUGCGGCGGUGCUGCGAUGAACUGCAGCUGUUCAUGAACCCGGCAUGGACCCGCACGUGUGCACCGCUUGUUGUCUGGAACUGCUCCUCAAGUGCAACCCCGCGCAGGGCCUCUGCCGUCCAGGCGGCGGAGGUGCUGCGUCUGCCGAGCCAGCCGCGGGUGUGGCGCGUUGAGGACGUCUGUGUGGAGAACUUUGCCGGCCCCAUCUCCCGCACCGCCCGCUGGCUCGCACCAUCUCCCGCACCGCCCGCUGGCUCGCACGAAACAUCGCUUGAUACCGACACGUGGCACAUCGUGCACACCGCUGCGGAGCACACCUUCCCAUACUGGGUACAUAUGCUCCUUCGAUUCGACAGUGAGGGAGGGAGAGAGAGAGAGAGAGAGAGAGAGAUGAAAGGGAGGGGCGCUGUGGGCUGUGCUCCAGCGAUGUGAUGUGGACGGACACCAAUGACGCACGUCAACUACAGCGCGGCUGCGGUAGUGCGACACGUGGCACAUCGUGUGUGCGUUGCGUGUUCGUUUGUGCUUCUGUUACUUCGAGUGUAAACGCUUCGCGUGUGUGUAUUUUUUUUUUUCUUCCGUUCAAGCAAUCGUUUAUGUUAUCGUGGCCUUACGCUCUUGACCCCACAUAUUCAGAAGAAAAUACACAAGCAAACAAAG